CGUCUGUCCGUUUGUCUGCCUGUCUGUCGCUACAACACCUCGACAACCCAACACCACCAACAACAUGGGUGUCUUCGACCAGAUUCGCGGUCGAAAGACUCUCAACCACACUGCAGAGACCUUGGCUCAACCCGAGCCUCUCACCGAUGAAAAACAAGCAACCGACCAGGCGACGUCGGCUUCCGCUUCGGAAUCUGACAACGACAAUUUGUCGCUCGAGGCACAAAACGAAAAAGAAAUUCAGCGUCACCCCGACCAAGUCACUGCCGAUGCCCACAAGGGUAUCCAGAAGGCUGAAGCAGCCGCACUCGUAUGGACCAAGCCAGUUCUCUACGCUACCUUUGCAUGGAUCUGGGUGUGCUUCUUCAUGCUGGCUUUCCAGUCGUCAGUCAUGUCGUAUGCCUCCGUCGCCGCCUACUCGAGCUUCCAAACCGCUCCUGCCUACACCACUGCCCAGAUUCUGGCCACCAUCAUCGGCGGUGUGUUGAAGCUGCCCAUUGCGAAACUGCUCAAUAUCUGGGGUCGCACAGAAGCGUACAUGACCUUUUUCGGCGUCUAUCUCUUGGGCAUCAUCAUCAUUGCUGCGAGUAAUGGCCCCAAUAGCUACGCUGCGGGCUACGUCCUGUACUGGAUUGGCUACGAUGCCGUCUACCUCAUCCUGGACAUCUUCGUCGCGGAUACUACGGGUCUGCGCAACCGAGCCUUUGCCUGGGGCUUCGUUUCUACGCCUUUCAUCUGCACUGCCUUUACCGGACCUCUCUGUGCCAAUGCCUUCCUGUCCGUCACCACGUGGAGGUGGGCGGUGGGUGCGUUUUGCAUCAUCCAGCCCGUUGUCUUCGUCCCGCUUGCUGUGGUUUUCAAAUUCUAUCAGAAAAAGGCGGAGAAGAUGGGUCUGCUCCAGACUAGUGAUGCUGGUCGUACGAAACUGCAGUCGCUGGUGCACUACUUUCACGAGUUUGAUAUCAUCGGUUGCAUCCUGCUCAUGCUUGCCUUCAUUCUCUUCCUCCUCCCAUUCUCCCUCCAAUCAUACGGUCGCGCCGACUUCAAAUCCGCUACCUUCAUCGCCAUGGUAGUCGUCGGAGCCUGCCUCUUCCCCGUCUUCUACAUCUGGGAACGCUACUUCGCCCGCGUCCAUUUCGUCCGCUGGGAACUCGUCCGCGAACGCACCGUCCUCGGAGCCUGCAGUCUCGCCGCCGUCCUCUACUUCAGUUUCUAUUCCUGGGAUCUCCAAUACUACAACUACGUCAAAGUCACCUACGCCCUCAGCGUCACCUACGCAGGCUACAUGGGACAAAUCUACAACGUCGGAUCAUGCUUCUGGUCCGUCGUCUUUGGCGCUUGGGUCUACUAUACCAAACAUUUCAAAUAUACCUGUCUCUGCUUCGGUCUCCCUCUCAUGUUUCUCGGAGCAGGUCUCAUGGUACAUUUCCGCGGCGGAGACUACGGCAUCGGCUACGUCGUCAUGUGUCAAAUUUUCAUCGCGUUCGCCGGCGGAACUCUCGUGAUUGGCGAAGACAUGGCCGUCAUGACUGCCGCGGAUCGCGAAGGUGUUCCUAUGAUGUUAUCCAUCAUCUAUCUCGCCUCUAACAUUGGCGGAUCCAUCGGAACUGCCGUUUCGACUUCUAUUUACGGCAAUACCUUUCCCUCUGCUCUCUCUCGUGCUCUACCUGCCGAUUUGCAAGGCAAAGUACAAGAACUCUAUCUGGGAGGGUAUUUGACUCAAGAACUAUUUGUGCCUGGAACGGUGGAACGCACUGCGAUUAAUUAUGCGUGGGGACAAACGCAGUAUUAUAGUUGUAUUUCUGCGGUGUCGAUUCUCGUCUUGGGAAUUCCGGCUAUUGCCAUGUGGAAGAAUUAUCGCGUGGACAAACAGCAGAAUAAGGGUGUUAUGAUUUGAGAGGCAGAAAAAAGUUUUCUGUAUAAGAAAAAGGGCAUAGAGACAGACACAGAGUGACAGAGACAGACAAGAGUUGAUUUGCUAGAGUGUUUUCUUCUAUAAACUUCCAUU
Messenger RNA from Sphaerulina musiva SO2202, 2008 nucleotides. Its product is annotated as MFS general substrate transporter. Gene Ontology annotation, molecular function: transmembrane transporter activity. Gene Ontology annotation, biological process: transmembrane transport. The transcript has 3 exons. The record is from RefSeq and is a predicted model, not a curated record. NCBI's taxonomy places the organism in Eukaryota, Fungi, Ascomycota, Dothideomycetes, Mycosphaerellales, Mycosphaerellaceae. The coding region runs from base 65 to 1897 and encodes 610 amino acids.